AUGCAUGUGUCGCAUUCCAAUGGCAAGAAGUUCCGCUCGCAGAACGAGGUGCGCCACUACCUGGAGACGAUCGGCAGUGACCUGGACCCCGAGCUCUUCUGCUUCAACGCCCACAUGCAGGUCGGCAUGGCGUAUAAGCGGCGCGGCCAUCAAGCGCGCGCGCGGCCUGCCCGCAAGCCGAAGUCCGCCUCUGUGACCACCGACGACGUGAACCAGAAGAUUAAGCUCAAGUUCAGCUUCGCGCGGCGGCGUCUGCUGGCGGCCGGCGGGCGCGUGCAGGUGUCGCUGUCCGGCCGCCGCCGCUGGGUGCCGCCUCGGUCGCCCUACAAGCUGAUGCAGGAGACCUACUACCACGACCCCUGGAAGCUGCUUAUCGGCACCAUCUUCCUCAACAAGACGGCCGGUCGGCAGGCGCUGCCGAUGCUGGAGACGUUCUUCGAGCGGUGGCCGGACGCGAGGGCGGCGCGCGACGCCGACGAGGCCGACGUCAUGGAGCUGCUGCGGCCUCUGGGGCUGGCCGAGCGGCGCACACAGUGCAUCGUCCGGUUCUCAGACGAGUUCGUCUCCAAGACCUGGAAAUACCCGAACGAGCUGUACGGCAUCGGCCGCUAUGGCAACGACUCGUACCGCAUCUUCUGCCUGGGCGAGUGGAAGCAGGUGCGGCCACAAGACCACAUGCUGAAUCUGUACCACAACUGGCUGUGGACAAACCACAAGGCGCUGGGUCUGGUUUGA
Pollicipes pollicipes is the source of this 735-nucleotide messenger RNA. RefSeq names its product methyl-CpG-binding domain protein 4-like. Gene Ontology annotation, biological process: base-excision repair. Gene Ontology annotation, cellular component: nucleus. The record is from RefSeq and is a predicted model, not a curated record. Lineage: Eukaryota; Metazoa; Arthropoda; Thecostraca; Pollicipedomorpha; Pollicipedidae. The transcript is spliced from 6 exons. Gene Ontology annotation, molecular function: DNA binding; catalytic activity. Bases 1 to 735 code for a protein of 244 amino acids.